AUGUCACAGAUGGGAUUCCCAGAGCUUUGGUGCAGUUGGAUGUGGGGGAUUCUUAAUUCUGCGAGAUCCUCGGUUCUGGUUAACGGAUCCCCUACUUUCGAGUUCAAGUGUGAGAAGGGGAUGCGACAAGGUGACCCGAUUUCCCCGUUCAUCUUCCUGAUUGUUAUGGAAGCGCUUUCGUUUUUGCUUGACAAGGCAAAGGAAGAAGGUAUUUUAAAAGGUAUUUCUACUCCGAACGAUGGUCCGUCUAUCUCUCAUCUUUUAUUUGCGAACGAUGCCAUUAUUUUGGGGGAUUGGUCUUCGGAAAAUGUUUUGAAUGUCGUUAGAAUUUUACGGGUUUUUCACAUGUUUUCGGGGUUGAAAAUAAAUUUGUCUAAAUCUAAUCUCUACGGCUUGGGGGUGGAAGAAGGGGAGGUUGAGGAGUAG
Helianthus annuus (common sunflower) is the source of this 426-nucleotide messenger RNA. RefSeq lists its product as uncharacterized. The transcript has a single exon. Lineage: Eukaryota; Viridiplantae; Streptophyta; Magnoliopsida; Asterales; Asteraceae. The record is from RefSeq and is a predicted model, not a curated record. The coding region runs from base 1 to 426 and encodes 141 amino acids.